Meloidogyne enterolobii is the source of this 937-nucleotide messenger RNA. The record is from the annotation of a GenBank genome assembly. NCBI's taxonomy places the organism in Eukaryota, Metazoa, Nematoda, Chromadorea, Rhabditida, Meloidogynidae.
AUGUUAAAACGUGGAUGCGCCGGAAUGGAACUUGAAAUGGACGAGUCAAUGCAAACAACGCCGCCAAAAAAUCCGAGAAGAGAGGAUGAAAGGAAUGGACAGCAACAAACACCCCAAACUCCUUCACCUUCUCGUUUGGUAUAUCAAAUGAAUGUUUUAGACGCAGCUUUGACCCAUUAUUUUAGUCCUAAAAGAAAAUCACCAAGUCGGAUAGCUGGGAGAGCACAAAGAAAAUUAAACUUUGGAGUUGUCGAUUCUGAACAAGAAGAGGAAGAAAAAGAAGAUAUUUUAAUGGAUGAACAAAAGAUGGAAUCUUCAACCAGAAAACUCAAAGUACAAAAAAUUGGGGGGAAAGGACCUCUUGAUUGUAAUAUUUCUGCAAUCAGGCUUUGCUUUAAUGAAUUGGAUGACUAUUUACCUAAAAAUUUAAUUUUAAAAGAAAGGGAAUUAAAUCUUUUUCAAGAAUGGUUUAAUUUACUUUUUAGUGGAGAAUUUAAUAUUUUGGUACAUGGAUUGGGAUCUAAACGGAAAUUAUUUGAAAAUUUUCGAGAAUUUUUGUCUUCCUAUCAUUGCUUUGUUAUUGAUGGUUUAUUUCCUGGAAUGUCAGUUUCUACAAUUUUUGAACAAAUUGAAAUUAAUUUGGAACUGAACUCACGUGUAAAAUUUAAAACAAAAAUAAAUGAUUGGGCAAAAGGUUUUUUUCGGAUUUUUAAAUUAUUUUGAAUUUUUUAGAAUUAAUUGACAAAAUAAAAGAAGAGUUUAUUUUUAUUUUAAUUAAUCAUAUUGAUUCACCCCAACUUCGAUCAAGACAACAACAAGAAGCUCUUUCAAUUCUCGUUAGGUCAAAGAGGAUUCGUUUAAUUGCUAGUGUUGAUCAUGUAAAUGCAGCUCUCUUGUGGGAUCAGGUUUUUAAUUUUUGGAUAAAUAAGGCUCGGGG